Molecule: messenger RNA, 1004 nt
Organism: Triticum aestivum (bread wheat)
Lineage: Eukaryota; Viridiplantae; Streptophyta; Magnoliopsida; Poales; Poaceae
Product: U2 small nuclear ribonucleoprotein B''
Exons: 5
Coding region: 119-820 (233 amino acids)
Molecular function (GO): RNA binding
Source: RefSeq, a predicted model, not a curated record
AAGAGAUAAGCGGAAGCGGGACGUACUGGAAACCCAAAAAUCAGCGACUAGAAUUUCCCGGCCCGAAACAGUAAGGUCUCUCUCCUCCUCGUCUUCGGCUGCUGCGGCGGCGGCGGCGAUGCUGUCCGGCGACGUUCCCCCGAACCAGACCGUCUACUUCAGGAACCUCAACGAGAAGGUCAAGAAAGAAGAGUUGAAGAGAUCACUUUAUGCAUUGUGCUCUCAGUAUGGAAGGAUAGUGGAUGUUGUGGCCUUGAAAACUCAUAAACUCAGGGGGCAAGCCUGGGUGGCAUUCAGUGAAAUUACAGCGGCUACCAAUGCUUUCCGGGGCCUACAGGACUUUGAUUUUUACGGCAAAAAAAUGCGGGUACAAUAUGCAAAAACAAAGUCUGACUGUUUUGCAAAAGCAGAUGGGUCUUAUGCUCCUAAAGAGAAAAGGAAGAAGCAAGAGGAGAAAGCUGCUGAGAAAAAACGGCGAACUGAAGAUGGACAACAACCUGGUGCUAAUGCUCCUGUUGCCCCAAGCAAUGGAACUGGUCAUCAACCUUCUCGUUUUGCCAAGCCUCCGCAAGAGCCAGCUGCUCCGCCGAACAACAUCCUCUUCCUCCAGAACAUGCCGGAUCAGACCACAAGCAUGAUGCUCCAGAUCCUGUUCCAGCAAUACCCUGGUUUCCGGGAGGUGCGGAUGAUCGAAGCCAAGCCAGGCAUUGCUUUUGUGGAGUACGAGGACGAGAACCAGUCCAUGGUUGCAAUGGAAGCCCUCCAGGGUUUCAAGAUCAGCCCAGAGAACCCAAUGGCCAUCUCAUACGCCAAAAAGUGAAACAAAUCCAUGUGAUCUCGGAACCGGCCAAAAGAAAUCUGUAACUGUAAGAUUUUCAACCCUAAGCUUUCAAGCUGCUGUGCUGUGCUUGUGCUGGCUUUCUAACCCUGUAUUUCUUGGAAGUGACUUACUUGUUGUUUAAGAAGUUAAAAGUAUCUGUUACUUUAAAUCAGGUUUGGCUCUA